Colletotrichum abscissum is the source of this 1725-nucleotide messenger RNA. RefSeq names its product GMP synthase. Bases 1 to 1725 code for a protein of 574 amino acids. Gene Ontology annotation, molecular function: ATP binding; GMP synthase activity; GMP synthase (glutamine-hydrolyzing) activity. The record is from RefSeq and is a predicted model, not a curated record. Gene Ontology annotation, biological process: GMP biosynthetic process. NCBI's taxonomy places the organism in Eukaryota, Fungi, Ascomycota, Sordariomycetes, Glomerellales, Glomerellaceae. Gene Ontology annotation, cellular component: cytosol. The transcript has 20 exons.
AUGGCGAGCGCUAUUGAAGCCGAGGCCGAGGCGCCUCACAACAUGUUUGACACCAUCCUCGUUCUCGACUUUGGUUCCCAGACCAGCCAUCUCAUCCUCCGUCGCCUGAGAUCCCUCAAGGUCUACGCUGAGAUGCUGCCCUGCACAACCAAGCUGGCCGAUCUUCCUUUCAAGCCCAAGGGUAUCGUGUUGUCUGGCGGCCCCUCGUCCGUCUACGACCAGGACUCUCCUCACGUCGACCCCGCGAUCUUUGAUCUCGGUGUUCCCAUUUUGGGUAUCUGGUAUGUUAGCCAACACCUUCGUAGCGGAAUCAUGUACUCAUCGAUGUGUGCAGCUACGGUUGCCAGAAUCAACGCCAAGAACGUGGCCCGCGGAGAGGCCCGAGAGUACGGUCACGCCGAUGUCACUAUCCUCAACUCCGGCAACUCCCACACCGAUCGCCUCUUCGCUGGUCUGGGAGAGACAAUGCAAGCAUACAUGAGUCACUUCGACAAGUUGGUGGCUCUUCCCGAAGGAUUCACCGUCGUUGCAAGCACGGCAAACUCUGAGUAUGCCGGAAUCGCCCACCAGACCAAGCCAAUUUACGGCGUCCAAUUCCACCCUGAGCUGGAGCACACACCUCGCGGUAGUGAGAUCCUGAAGAACUUCGCCGUUGAUAUCAGUGGCGCCAGACCCAACUGGGUGAUGGAGGACUUCAUUCAGAAGGAGAUCAUCCGCAUCAGACACCUUGUCGGCGACAAGGCACAGGUCAUCGGCGCCGUCUCUGGAGGUGUCGAUUCCACUGUCGCUGCCAAGCUUAUGAAGGAAGCCAUUGGCGAUCGCUUCCACGCCAUCCUCGUCGACAACGGUAAGGACCACGGCACCACAAUCAGCGCAAAACGGUAUACUAAGUUCAUUGUGAUAGGCGUCAUGCGUCUCAACGAGUGCGAGCAGGUCAAGGAGACUCUUGAGAAGCACCUUGGCAUUAACCUCACCGUCGCUGACGGAGCUGAGCUGUUCCUUGGUCGCCUGAAGGGUGUCACCGAGCCCGAGAAGAAGCGCAAGAUCAUCGGCGCAACCUUCAUCGACCUUUUCGAGAAGGAGGCUCUUAGAUUGGAGAAGGAGGCCGAGAACACCGAGAAUGCCGGACCCAUCACUUGGUUCCUCCAGGGCACACUUUACCCCGAUCUUAUCGAGUCCCUCUCCUUCAAGGGACCCAGUGCGACUAUCAAAUCUCACCACAACACCGGCGGACUUCCGGAGAAGAUGAAGCUCAAACUCAUCGAGCCCCUCAGAGAAUUGUUCAAGGAUGAGGUCAGAGAGUUCGGCAGACAGUUGGGCAUCCACCAAGAUCUGGUCAUGCGUCACCCGUUCCCCGGCCCUGGUAUUGCCAUCCGCAUUAUUGGAGAGGUGACACCCGAGAGAGUCGCCAUUGCCCGUGCUGCCGACAACAUCUUCAUUUCUAUGAUCAAGGAAGCCGGAAUCUACAAUGAGAUGUCCCAAGCAUAUGCUGCUGUGGACUCCAACAAGGCUGUUGGAGUUCAAGGUGAUGCCAGAGUUUACGGCUACAUCAUCAUUCUCCGCGCUGUUAAGACUCUGGACUUCAUGUCCGCGGAGCCUUACGAGUUCGACUUCAACCUCCUUAAGAGGAUCUCGACCCGUAUCAUCAACGAAGUUGACGGCGUCGCCCGCUGCACAUACGACAUCACGUCGAAGCCCCCCGGAACGAUCGAAAUGGGUUCGUAG